AUGAUUAUGUCUUUAAGACGCGUUCUGGGGUGUGGCAUUUUAGAGAAGAGCCUGUUCAUAGGUGCUGAUGUCACGUCAGGUACGCUUUUUCUACAGCAACGCAUUAAAUCGCAGGAAGCAAGGGUGUAUCAUGAUGUAGACCUUCUAGAAGAAACGGUCAAAUCCCGUGAGGGGGUCUCCUAUGAUGACUCAGCCGCGAGCCCCUCUACUCUUUUGCGGAAGAUAAAACAUGAAAGGGAACUUGCAGCUGAAAAAAUAGGCCUUGAUAAGGUUCCGCAGCCUCCCCUACGUCGUUCAGGGAAGAAUAUUGUAAUGGAAGAAAAUACAAACUCGGGAGCCAACUCCACCGGUUCCCAGCAUAAACCAAAUGACUCGGUGGGUGGCUCAGCGACACUUCCUCCAAGGAAUCACUUUCUGCAAAAGCUUUCAGAGAUGGAAAAGUCCUCGGGAUUCAGUGGUACGUGUCGUAAAGCUACCUCCCGCGCACAUGAAGGUGGGGUUGAAGAAAAAGUCUUGGAGGAACGAAAGCGAAUGCUGGUUUUUCGAGAUGUUGGGAUGGAUUUAGACAAGCCUAUUCUGUCACGGGAUGUGUUUCUUGUGCUUAAGUACUUUCGGUAUGGCAUUGAGUUUGCCGUGGAUAAUGAGUUAGAGCGUAUGUUGCGUUACUUUAACGAGCAUGCCUUGAAUGAACUCAAAAUCAUUCAAAACAGUAAACUCAUGCGUGGCCCUGCGUCCCUCAGCCGAAAGAAGAUUAAUGCUGGUCAUGGUGUCUUGCCCUUUCAGGUAACGCCGUCCUUCCCAUCGUUUCAGGCAGCCAAUAUGCGUCAAUUCUGCCGUUAUACAAAAGAAACCGAACAAAAGGCAAAUGAUAUUCUGAAAUCGACUUCUUUUUGUACGUCGUUUCACCGGAAAAAUGGAGAUGCUAUGUCAAGAACAGACUCAAUUACGCCCUUCUUCUGCGAAAGCAACAGCACACAAAUGACGAUGUUUUCCCCUUCGAUGUUUCGGCGGCCAGCAGUCAUCAUUUAUUCCCAGUUAGGACAAAAGCUUGGGGCCCAAGCCGAUUUGGAAUGGCGACACCUGGCCUAUACGACGCUCUAUCCUUCUUUAUUGCAAUACCUCCCAGAGACCGAUAUUAAAGGAGAGGGCCAUGUCCUUUCGCCGUCCGGGCAGCAUAGAGGAGGACUCCGUCAUCGUUCUGGAGGAACCUUUCAGGGUGUGAAGGGGCAUGCCAUGCCGAUUGAUAUUAUUUCAUUACGUAGUAUGGACGUGUACAAGUACCGUUGGGUGCACAAGCUCUAUGUACGCCGCUUUGCGCAGUCACUAUUUCCUUCUGUGGCAUCCUCAGAUUGUGCAACUAGUGAUUCUCAAGUUAAUGGGGUUUUAACGGCUUCAUCCACAUUUGUUGGAUGUAAGUUACUUCAACCGUUUUAUCCUGUGUUAGGUCUGCGUAACUAUCUUUCCCCCCAUGUGAUGCUUGUAGACCAUGAAGGAAGAAUUCGGUGGCUUAGUGCAGGUUGUCCUGAUGAUUACGAGAGAGAGCAUUUUCCUGCAUUACUAAAGCAACUUGCAGAUGAGUACUUUGAAGCCCGGAGUCGGUAG
This is a messenger RNA of Trypanosoma grayi, 1602 nucleotides long. RefSeq lists its product as hypothetical. NCBI's taxonomy places the organism in Eukaryota, Euglenozoa, Kinetoplastea, Trypanosomatida, Trypanosomatidae. Bases 1 to 1602 code for a protein of 533 amino acids. The record is from RefSeq and is a predicted model, not a curated record. The transcript has a single exon.